AGCAACUUCGGCGCAAAUAAGUUCUGCUAUUAACUAGAACGGUAUCGCAUUAGCUCUUAAAGAGACAGAUGGAAGCGUCAAUGAAGCCGGUGAAAGGUGCGGGAGGCCGCGGAGGAGGAGAGAGAAAAAAGGCAGUCACGAAAUCGAUCAAAGCGGGCCUCCAAUUCCCAGUCGGUCGGAUCGCCCGGUACCUUAAAAAGGGUCGCUACGCUCAGAGAACGGGCACUGGGGCCCCCGUUUAUAUGGCCGCCGUUUUAGAGUAUCUCGCCGCCGAGGUGUUAGAGCUGGCGGGGAACGCAGCACGUGACAACAAGAAGAACAGGAUAAACCCGAGGCACGUGCUAUUGGCAGUAAGAAACGACGACGAAUUGGGGAAACUUCUACAAGGUGUAACAAUCACAAGCGGGGGUGUGUUGCCAAAUAUCAAUCCAAUCCUCCUGCCCAAAAAGGCCGUAACUGCUGAUGCUGACAAAGCUUCAAAGUCUCCUAAAAAGGCUUAACUUUUGUACAAAAUUACAACAAUAACAUUAAUAAAUUUUUUUUCUUCUUAA
This is a messenger RNA of Pistacia vera, 551 nucleotides long. RefSeq names its product probable histone H2A.5. The transcript has 2 exons. Bases 69 to 500 code for a protein of 143 amino acids. Gene Ontology annotation, cellular component: nucleosome. Gene Ontology annotation, molecular function: structural constituent of chromatin; DNA binding; protein heterodimerization activity. NCBI's taxonomy places the organism in Eukaryota, Viridiplantae, Streptophyta, Magnoliopsida, Sapindales, Anacardiaceae. The record is from RefSeq and is a predicted model, not a curated record.